AUGGGACUCGGGAUGAAUCAGAAUUGUUCUCAUGAAACGAAGCACAACGGCUGUUCUAGAGAUGCUCAGAAGACGGUCUGCUAUACCCGGAUAAUUGGAAGGAAGAGGGUCCUCCCGAAAACGCCGGAAGAGUCGCUGUUCAAGAGGACUUGCUGUUCGCCAUUGGAUGACCCAACUCAAAAGCCUCUUAACAGGAUGCUGCCUCGUGCAGAAUCUUCCGGUCAUCUCGAUCAUUUGCCGGAAGAUCUUAUGGUAUCUAUCUGUUUCAUUAUUUUUCAGUUCAUUCCGAUUAUUGUUUCGCCAUACAUUGCAAUGCAGCAGGUUAUAAAAAUAAAAUUCCUCAACAGCUUCAGUACUCAUGAUAUUCCGAUAAUUAUUUCUCUAGAAAUUCCAGUGAUGUAGGAUAUAAUAUAUUUUUUCCCUUGAAUUUUAUUUAUUCAUCGAGUUCUAGACUAUUAUCCAUUCCCUUAGAAAUUUCAACUGUCGGUUCAAAAUGUCAACGAAAAAUGCUGCUGGUUGUAGUUUCAUUUCUUGGGGAAUUCUUGAGUAUUAUUUCAUGGGAAGUCUUAGUUUCUAAAUCUUUUAUAAAGUUUUGCCCAAAUUUUUCGUUGCCCGGGGGAAAUAUUUAAUGGGUUGGGUCAUGAACAUAUUAUUUUUCUCUGAUGAGUUUCUCGACAAAUGGGAUUCUGAUUAUUAAUUCCGAAAGUAGUUUUGACUUUUUGGGGUAUAAAUAUUGAAUUCUGAGUACGAUUUCUGGAGAAUCUCCGAGAUCAUUGACCCUAAAGAAAUAUACUUUCCCUUGGAUUAAAAGCUCCAUCACUCCUGGAAUUAUGACUCCUCAGGGUCUAAAUUAGUUUCUUCCUUGGUUAUUUAAGGUCAGCAUCAUCUCCCGGGUGGACCAUGGCGACCUCAGGCAUCUCCUUCUCGUGUCCAAGUCCGUCCGAGAUGCUGUAAGCUCUCUCUCUCUCUCUCUCUCUCUCUCUCUCUCUCUCUCUCUCUCUCUCUCUCUCGCUACAUCGAGAGCAAGAACCCUUUUUUUUAUAUACAUGCGCCGCGGAUCGCCACCCUUCUAAGUCAACCCCCGAUUCCUCUUUCUCUCUCUAUACAGGCCAUAAUCUCUAAAGAGUCCCAUUUUGACUUCAAGACUCCCCUCUCGAGGCCUGCAUUUCGAGGAGGAGAUCUUCUGGACAGUGAAGACGAGCAUGGCGGAGAUCAGGCCGGAGACGAUGACCGCGAAGCUCCGGGGGCGCCAAGGAGGGUUUCUCGGACCCGAACCAGCCGCAAAGACCUGACCGCCAUCACCGUCGCCCUGUUCUCAGGCCCCGGGGAGUGA
Molecule: messenger RNA, 1333 nt
Organism: Spirodela intermedia
Lineage: Eukaryota; Viridiplantae; Streptophyta; Magnoliopsida; Alismatales; Araceae
Source: the annotation of a GenBank genome assembly